UUUCUGUAGCUUAAGAGUGCAGUAGAUAGAUAUAAGUCGUUUAGUGGGCCGGAAACCUCACUGUGGCGGUGUGGCCCGCCUUUUGUUCUACAUUCCAGUCCCCUCCGGCACACUGUGUUCUUCCGUUCCUCUCGCGUGGUUGUCUGGUGCCGACGACUGGGCCGCCGCCGCCUCCGUCCUACGCUCGGUGCUGAGGCCUUCGGGACUUCCGCCGGCGACGCGCACCCUCCGGGACACCUGUGUUACGCCUACAAACUUUUUUCGUUUUCUUUUUGCGAAAAAGAUUGAGUUUACGCCCAUGACCUUUACUGGAUCUGAUACUGUCUCGAACUUAAUCCGAUUCAUCCUUCAUUGGUUCGGUUAGGUUGAAAUCCCUCGAGAACAAUGGGGCGCACGGUUCUUUCAGAUGAAGAAGAAGAUGAGUUCGAGGCUGACGAGGAGGAUCCGCGGCCCUCGCGGAGGAACAGGGACGAUAUGGACGAGCGCGAUGACGACGACGACGACGAUGAGGACGGUCAGGAUGAAUUUGAGAAGGAUGACUUCAUAGUGGACGACGAGGAAGAAGAAGUGGAAGGAGAGGAAGAGGAACAGAAGAGUGAUGACGAGAGGCGAAGAAAGAAAAAGAAAAAGAAGAGGGAAUCAGACGACUUCAUGCUCGAUGAGGAUGACUAUAUGUUGCUCCAGGAUAAUAACAUCACUGGCAUCAGUCGCCCAAAGCCUGGAAACAAGUUUAAGCGCUUGAAAAAGGCUGGAAGGGAAUCUGAAAUGGAUGAGCACUCUGGUUUUUCAGAUGGUGAUGGAACAGGCAAAAAACGCAGUGGCAAGGAGAGGGUCGAGUACAGUUUAUUUGGUGAUCAUCAAGAUGCUGCACCCUUUGAGGAGGACUUCGAGGACGAUCAGCAGGCAGGGGAGGGUGAGGAGGAAGUUGGUGAUGAUGAAGAUGAAAUGGCAGAUUUCAUUGUGGAGGAAGAUGAAAUUGAUGGGAAUGGACAAGUUGUAAGGAGGAAGAAAUUUAAAAAGAAGGUACCACGACAAGCAGCAGGUGUAUCAUCGUCUGCUCUGCAAGAGGCCCAAGACAUAUUUGGCGAUGUUGAUGAGCUGUUGGCACUAAGAAAACAAGAGCUUGAGAGGGAGGCCCUUAACUCUGGUGAGUUAAGGGGGGCGAGGCUUGAAGAUGAGUUUGAACCAUUUAUUCUUGCAGAGAAGUAUAUGACAUCAAAAGAUGAGCAAAUAAAAGAAAAUGAUGUUCCUGAGAGGAUGCAGUUGUCUGAAGAGUUGACUGGGUAUCCUCCAACGGAUAAAACAACGAUUGAGGAAGAGAGUUCAUGGAUACACAGCCACUUAACCGGUGAUGGAUUUCUGUCCUUUUUUGGCAAUGAGCACAUAAACAAGGAUAUUGACCAGAAGGACAUUGUCAAUGUCGUGACCAUGUUGCAUGCCAACAAAUUUGAAAUUCCGUUCAUCGCAAUGUACAGAAAAGAGAGCUGUCCAACCCUAUUAAGUUUUGAUUCUGAUGAGGAUAACGAGGAUAUUGAAUCUGAUGCACGCAAAUUGAGGUGGCAUAAGCUGCUCUGGGCGGUUCAGGCCUUAGACAGAAAGUGGCUACUUCUUCAGAAGCGCAAGGUUGCUUUACAGUUGUAUUAUGAGAAAAGAUUUGAUGAUGAGAAACGGAGGAUAGAUGAUGUCACAAGGCAAGAACUUAAUAGCCAACUUUAUAAUUCCAUCAUUGAAGCACUGAAGGAUGCUAAAUCUGAGAAAGAGGUGGAGGAUGUUGAUGCAAAAUUCAAUUUACAUUUUCCUCCUGGUGAAGUAGAAGAAGAAGGUCAAUUUAAACGUCCUAAAAGGAAGUCCUUGUACAGUAUCUGUCACAAGGCAGGGCUAUGGGAGGUUGCCAACCAAUUUGGGCGCAGUGCUGAGCAAUUAGGCCACCAUCUGACUUUAACUAAGAUACCUGAAGCAGGCGAGCUUGAGAGCGGUAGACAUUCACCUGAAGAGGUCGCUGCAAAUUUCACAUGUGCAAUGUUUGAAACAUCACAAGAUGUUCUUCGUGGCGCGAGACACAUGGCAGCAGUUGAGAUAGGUUGUGAGCCAAUUGUGAGAAAGCAUGUACGAGGCAUCUUCAUGAAUAAAGCAGUUGUGUCAACAAGUCCCACAUCUGAGGGAAAUACAAUCAUAGAUCCAUAUCACCAACUAUCGGGUGUUAAGUGGCUGAGAGAGAAACCACUUAGCAAGUUUGUUGAUGCACAGUGGCUCCUUAUUCAGAAAGCAGAGGAAGAAAAGCUCCUCAAGGUUACCGUAAAAUUGCCAGAAGAUGCAAAGAAAAAACUCAUGUCUGAAGCACGUGAGAAUUAUCUAAGUGAUUGUGUCAGCAAGUCUGCACAAUUGUGGGAUGAGCAACGGAAGAUGAUACUGGAUGAUGCUUUCUUCAAUUUUCUCCUUCCAUCAAUGGAAAAGGAAGCUCGAUCACUGUUGAUGACAAAAGCCAAACAUUGGCUCCAUAUGGAAUAUGGGAAACAGUUGUGGAACAAGGUUACUGUUGCUCCUUGGAAGAAGAAAGAUGCGGACAAGAAGGAUGCUGACAUUGAUUUGGAUGAUGAAUCAGAGUUGAGAGUUAUGGCUUGCUGCUGGGGUCCUGGGAAGCCAGCAACCACCUUUGUAAUGUUAGACUCCUCAGGAGAGUUGGUUGAUGUUCUGUAUGCAGGCUCUAUCAGUAACAGGUCUCAAGGUGUCGCUGAGCAGCAGCGGAAGAAGAACGACCAGCAGCGAGUCUUAAAGUUUAUGACUGAUCAUCAACCACAUGUUGUGUGUGUAGGAGCAUCGAACUACAAUUGCAGACAACUGAAGGAUGAUCUUUAUGAGGUUAUUUUUAAAAUUGUAGAGGAUCAUCCAAGGGAUGUUAACGCCCAAAUGGAAAAUUUUAGCAUUGUCUAUGGUGACGAGUCUGUGCCUCGCUUGUAUGAGAACUCUCGAAUAUCUUCGGAUCAACUUCCUGGCCAAUCAGGUAUUGUGAAGCGGGCUGUGGCGCUUGGACGUUACCUUCAGAACCCGUUGGCAAUGAUUGCAACACUGUGUGGACCUGGGAAAGAGAUACUUUCUUGGAAACUGCAUGCUCUGGAACAGUUUCUAACUCCUGAUGAGAAGUAUGAAAUUGUUGAGCAAGUAAUGGUUGAUGCAACAAAUCAGAUAGGUUUUGAUGUCAAUCUUGCUGCUAGCCAUGAGUGGCAUUUUUCUACUCUACAAUUUAUUGCUGGUUUGGGUCCGCGUAAAGCUUCAGCUUUGCAGAAAGAUCUGGUAAGAGAGGGAUCCAUUUUUAGUCGCAAAGAGCUUGUAAAACCUCUAGGCAGGAAAGUAUUCAUGAAUGCUUCUGGAUUUUUACGUGUUCGGCGGAGUGGUGCAGCUGCAGCCAGCGCUCAACUCAUUGAUCUGCUUGAGGAUACAAGGAUCCAUCCUGAAUCAUAUGUAUUGGCAAAAAAUUUAGCUAAGGAUGUCUAUGUUGAGGAUGCACAACAUGAAAUAAAUGAAAUGGACGAUGAGGAGCAAGAGAUGGCUAUUGAGCAUGUUAGAGAAAGGCCAAGCAUGCUUCGAAGUCUUAAAAUUGUGGAAUAUAUAAAGAGCAUUACAGAAGAAUACCGUAAACUGGAAACUCUGCGUGAUAUAAAGUUUGAGCUGCUGUGCGGUUUUUCUGACUGGAGGAUUCCCUAUACCGAGCCAAGCCCAGACGAGGAAUUCUGGUUGCUUUCUGGUGAAACUGAUGAUACCAUAUCUGAGGGAAGGAUUGUUCAAGUUACUGUUCGCAAUAUACAAGAUAACAAAAUAAUUUGCACCUUUGAUUCGGGUUUGAAAGCCAUAGUUAUGGCAGACAACUAUUCUGAUGAGGGUUUUGAUCCAGAAUCAUCACAGUUACGUGAAGGCGAUGUAUUAACUGGCAAAAUUCGAAACGUGAAUAAAAAUAGAUUCAUGGUUUACCUAACAUGCAAGGCUAGCGAGAUGAGGAGAAGGCCAUUCUCUAGAGGUGAGCAGGAUCCUUACUAUCAUGAACAAGACAUGACCUCACAAACUGUAGAAGAUAAGGCUCGGAAACAAAAGGAACUUGCAAAGAAGCAUUUCAAGCCCCGAAUGAUUGUUCAUCCCCACUUUCAGAACCUGACAGCUGAAGAAGCCAUGCAGUUUUUAUCAGAUAAAGAGCAUGGUGAGAAGUUAAUCCGACCAAGCUCCAGGGGACCAUCAUUUUUGACACUUACCCUGAAAAUUUUUGAUGGCGUUUACGCACAUAAGGAGAUAGCUGAAAGUGGAAAGGAUCAUAAAGAUAUCACAAGUUUGCUUCGCCUGGGGAAAACACUAACAAUUGAUAAUGAAACUUUUGAAGACCUCGAUGAGGUUAUUGACCGAUAUGUGGACCCAUUGGUAGGACACCUGAAGAGCAUGCUGUCGUACCGUAAAUUCAGAAAGGGUUUAAAAAAUGAGGUUGAUGAGAUGUUAAGGGCAGAGAAAGCAGAGAACCCUAUGAGAAUAGUAUAUAGUUUUGGCAUAUCUCACGAACAUCCUGGCACCUUUAUAUUGUCAUAUAUUAGGAGUACAAACCCACAUCACGAGUACAUUGGGUUGUACCCGAAGGGCUUCAGGUUCAGGAAGAGAGACUUCGACAACAUUGACCGUCUUGUGUCGUAUUUCCAGAAGAAUAUUGACAAACCACCACCUGAUGCUGGACCAUCAAUGCGGAAUGUUGCUGCAAUGGUACCUAUGAAAAACUCAGCUUGGGGUUCUGGUGGUGGUGGGGAUGCAAAUGGUGGUUGGAGGGGAGAUGGUAGUAAUGAUAGGGAUCGACCUUUCUCUGGCAGAUCAGGAGGGAGGUUUGAUUCAAGGAAUAGCUCUGGUGGUCGUGGACGAGGACGGGGGCGUGGCCGGGGUAACUUUGGCGAUGACGAUAAUGCUGGUGGAGGUUGGAGUGGAGGAGGUGGUGGUGGCAACAGUGGAAGGUGGACCGAUAACAUUGGCACAGGUGGCAGUGGUGGUUCUUCCUGGGGUGGUGGUGGCGGUGGUGAUGACAGCAACCGUGGCGGUGGAGGAGGGGGUUGGGGAUCAGCUGGUGGUGGUGCUGACAAUGCUGGUGGCGGAAAUGGAGCCUGGGGAGCAGCUGCUGGUGGCUCUGAUGACCCAGGGUUGGGUAGCGCCAAAAAGGUCGUCCCAGCACAGGAUGGUGGAACCGGCUGGGGGUCAGAAGGUGGCGGCGGCGGUGGUGGCGGAGGCUGGUAACUGGGCUGUGCCCUGCGUUGUAGUCCAGACAACAGCUACUAGAUGAAAACAGUUUCCUCGUUUUAACUCCUGUCCUAUCGUACUGUGGACGGGAGAAAUCUGGCACUUAUAAGUCUUGCAGCUGCUGCACGUCUGCAGAUGUUGCAUUGCGGACAGCGUUAUGUUUCAGUGCAUGUACAUAAAUCCAAUAUGUCUGGUCACACUUUCCUGCUACGAAUUUGAUCCUGGUGCUUCAUUGUUGAGGCUAUCCGCAAUUAGGCCAGUACUCUACCCCAUGUUGGUAAGCUUUUGUGUUGAAAGUGUAACACGCUACAUUUUGUUUCCCUAGCUUCACAUAACCCCGCUUACAAGUGUUUCAA
Messenger RNA from Zea mays, 5612 nucleotides. RefSeq names its product transcription elongation factor SPT6 homolog. Gene Ontology annotation, molecular function: nucleic acid binding; nucleosome binding; histone binding. Gene Ontology annotation, cellular component: transcription elongation factor complex. Gene Ontology annotation, biological process: transcription elongation by RNA polymerase II; nucleosome organization; transcription elongation-coupled chromatin remodeling. The transcript has 18 exons. NCBI's taxonomy places the organism in Eukaryota, Viridiplantae, Streptophyta, Magnoliopsida, Poales, Poaceae. The coding region runs from base 385 to 5253 and encodes 1622 amino acids. The record is from RefSeq and is a predicted model, not a curated record.